GCCGGGCCGGCCCCGACAGGAGGAGGCGCAGCUUUGCAGCACCCAGAGCUGUUCUGCCACCAGGAGGAGGCCCGACCAUGAAGCUGUUGGAAAACUCCAGCUUCGAAGCCAUAAACUCCCAGUUGACGGUGGAGACGGGAGAUGCUCACAUCAUUGGCAGGAUCGAGAGCUAUUCUUGCAAGAUGGCCGGAGACGACAAACAUCUCUUCAAGCAGUUCUGCCAGGAGGGCCAGCCUCAUGUGCUGGAGGCCCUCUCACCACCCCAGACCACGGGGAUCAGCCCAAGCAGGCUGAGCAAGAGCCAGAGUGGGGAUGAAGAGGGACCCCUCAGUGACAAAUGCAGCCGCAAGACCCUCUUCUACCUGAUUGCCACUCUUAACGAGUCUUUUCGGCCAGACUACGACUUCAGCGCAGCCAAGAGCCAUGAGUUCAGCCGGGAGCCGAGUCUUAACUGGGUGGUGAAUGCAGUGAACUGCAGUCUCUUCUCUGCAGUGCGGGAGGAUUUCAAUGCUUUGAAGCCCCAUCUUUGGGAUGCUGUGGACCAGGAGAUUUGUCUCUCUGAGUGUGACAUCUACAGCUACAAUCCGGACCUCGACUCUGACCCAUUUGGAGAAGAGGGCAGCCUGUGGUCCUUCAACUACUUCUUCUACAACAAGCGGUUGAAGAGGAUUGUUUUCUUUACCUGUCGCUCCAUCAGUGGUUCCACGUACCCACGUUCUGAGGCUGGGAAUGAGCUUAACAUGGAUCUGAGCGAGGACGAGGUGGAGGAGGCUGCAGAUGGCUGCGACAAGGAAGGGGGCAGCCUUGGGGAAGAUAGGAGACAAGUGAUCUGCAUGUGAUCCCAUGGCAGAUGCUCCCUCCUCACCCUUGAGGAAGGCUUCUCCAGCAUGUUUGCCCAGAUCAACCUAGCCUUCCGUUGCAUUGCUCUGCCUGCCCAGCCGCCCUACGGAUGCUGCGUGAUCCUUCGGUGCCUCUGGAUGCCCGGGAUGCUGCCUGCUCAUCCUCUGCCCGCUUGCUUCCACGUCGGGGGCCCAGACACGGAGGUCUUUCCACCAUUCACCCACCGUCUAGGAUACCGGUCUCCCUUUCCGCUGUGGCUGAACCAUCCUGAAGCACUUUCUGUUCCCAGCUGGAUCCAUCUCUCACCCCUCCUGCCAGCACCAGCAUCUGUGUUGGGGGUAAAGGAGCUCCUGACUAGGGGUUGGGCUGUCUUUACCAGCGAGUCCGAACCGUCUUUGGACCGACCGAUGCUGGGCCUCCUUGUCUCUCUCUGUCCAGUGUCUGACUGGGCCCUUGGCUGAUGGUUUUUUCAGCUGCGUUCCUGUGACUUGAGGCGGAAGACUCUCAGGGGGGCGCCUACUGACCUCCCUUUUUAAACCUGAAAGAUAUUUGGCAAUGAGCAAGUGGGCACUGGACGACUGCAAGCCAGAUUGUGAGCAUCUCUGUAGCACUGCUGCUCCCCCCCUGCACCACUGGGCUCUUAAGAGUUUUAUUUUUGUAUUCGGGCCCUAUAAACUAUGCUGGGAUUUCUCUCGUUUGCCUCCCCUCUCCAUACAUUUUCCUGCAGCAGCUGCCUUUUUUCCUGCCCCCUGACAUGUGUCAGCUGUUCUGCCCACCUCUGCUCCCUUGCUUCAUGGCCUCUUUGCCAUGUUAGCCUCUGGCACUUCUCCGCUUCUCUUGUGCAGAAUGCGGGUGCUGAUUAAGAUGGAGGGUUGGUCUCCUGCCCAAGGCGGUGCCUCCUCCCUGGCCUUUCCUGUGCUGCUGUGGAAGUUCUACCCCCUCCACCACCCACUUUUUCUUGCACUGACUCCCGAUUCCCUCCUGGGUGGUUCAUUUCUGUGUUUGUGUUCAAGAAACUGGAGGGGCAAGGAAGUCUGAGGGCAAGGGCUGGCUGAUGGUUUGGAAGUAUGGAGCCAAGAAGACCCGACGUCAGGGGCCAUUAUGCGUUACUUAUGGCUGGGCUUCUUAGCAGCCGCAACUCUGUGAGCCCUGAAUCCUCUCAGGCUGAAGAAGGCGCCAGCAGAUGCUCCUGGCCAGCUCUCUGUAAGAGAAGUACUUCUCAGCCACAUCUCCCAGAGUAUAACCCCAUCCGGAGGACUUCUGCUACUCGCUUUCAGCCAGCCAGAUGCUCUUGGCUGCCCUUUUUAAGUGUAUUUCACUUUCUUGGAUUUGGGGGGGGGGGGCUGGCCCAAAGGAAACCUGUUCAGAAGAGAAAUCUGGCUCCAGCCCUCUGCUCCUUUCACCACCCCUGGCUCGUGUUCCCCAUGGAUGCUGUUUUGCCCAUACAUAGAUACUCUGUAAGACUAAGUGGCUUGGUUACCUCCUAUGUUUAGCUAUGUUUCAUUGGUGGGCUAUAAAGUUUUUGUGACCUC
This is a messenger RNA of Pogona vitticeps (central bearded dragon), 2372 nucleotides long. It is a transcript of the gene MAF1, whose product is annotated as MAF1 negative regulator of RNA polymerase III. The record is from RefSeq and is a predicted model, not a curated record. Lineage: Eukaryota; Metazoa; Chordata; Lepidosauria; Squamata; Agamidae. Gene Ontology annotation, cellular component: nucleus. Gene Ontology annotation, molecular function: RNA polymerase III core binding. Gene Ontology annotation, biological process: negative regulation of transcription by RNA polymerase III.